Messenger RNA from Dunckerocampus dactyliophorus (ringed pipefish), 7397 nucleotides. RefSeq names its product DNA (cytosine-5)-methyltransferase 3B-like. The coding region runs from base 62 to 2695 and encodes 877 amino acids. The record is from RefSeq and is a predicted model, not a curated record. Gene Ontology annotation, cellular component: nucleus. The transcript is spliced from 21 exons. Gene Ontology annotation, biological process: negative regulation of transcription by RNA polymerase II. Gene Ontology annotation, molecular function: DNA (cytosine-5-)-methyltransferase activity, acting on CpG substrates; DNA binding. Lineage: Eukaryota; Metazoa; Chordata; Actinopteri; Syngnathiformes; Syngnathidae.
GUUGCGGGGGUCACAGGAGGCAGCCAGCGUGCAUAGAUCUGCUGCAGCACGCUCCCUCUGCAUGAUCAGCUCAUGCACAAGAUCUCUUCCAGCUCUCAGGAGGACUCACACGGACAAGAAAACUUCCACCCAGGGCUUUACUUUGAUUUCCUGUUGUGGACGAGAGCCAGACGCGUGGAUGGUUAUGUUUGACGAGGAGCCCUCGCCGCCGUCAGACCAGUCAAAUGUGACAGCCAUGCCCUCCGUCGCCAUGGAGACCAACAACAACAUGGCCGCUACAGCGGAGGUGAGCCCGCCGCCACCUGAAGGCCUUUCGGAGAAUGACAGCGGCGUGGAGCUGACUAAUGAGAACAGCCCACUGAACGCGGCUGAACCACCAUCCCCCUUCAGCCCCAAACUGAGCGGGGGUGCCGCAUCGCCUCAAGAUGGUAAUGUGUGCUUGGAAGGAGGCGGGGGCAGGGCCAGGAAGAGGUCCAGCGAGGAGGACUCAGCCUGGGACUCCUACAGCAAAGACCAGUCUUCAGCAACGUCUCAGCUGGCUUUGAGGGAAAGGCCACGACCUCGAACCAUCUUCCAGGCCGGCCUGACGCCGCACGCGAAGCGUCGCAGACACUCUCGCAAACACGAGCAUGUCACGGCAAUGCGUGCGCGAGCUUCUCGGGUGGUCUUGUCCACCGGGGUCCCUGAGGCGCCCCAGCUGGAGCUGAUGGAACAAGACUCCAAGGACUCGGCCCAGAGCGGCAGCACCUUAUCCAGCUGUGACACGCAAGUGGAAUACAAUGACAACAAGGGUUUCAGCAUCGGCGAGCUGGUGUGGGGGAAGAUCAAGGGCUUCUCCUGGUGGCCCGGCAUGGUGGUGACGUGGCGCGCCACCGGCAAACGCCAGGCCAGCCACGGCAUGAGGUGGCUCCAGUGGUUUGGGGACGGAAAGUUCUCAGAGGUUUCCGCGGACAAACUGGACUCCAUCACGGCUUUCCCGAAGUUCUUCAGCCAGGCGUCCUACACCAAGCUGGCAUCCUACCGUAGGGCCGUCUUCCAAGCUCUGGAGAUGGCCAGCAUCAGGGCGGAGAAAAAGUUCCCUCCCUGCGAGUCGGACAAUCCCGACGACCAGGUGAAACCCAUGCUGGACUGGGCACAUGACGGCUUCCUGCCGAAAGGCGAGGAGGGACUCAAACCCACGCACAGCGCAGACAACAGCCCUCUAGGCCUUCAGGUCCUGGACGUAUCCCUGCCAGAGUACCCCCCCAGUGCCAAGCGGCCCAGAAUCAGCGUGUGCAAGACCAAGGUGGGCCCCGAAGAAUCCUACAGCAGAGAACAAAUGGUCAAUGAAGUGCUUAAGAACAAAAGAAGUAUAGAAGAUUUCUGCCUCUCCUGUGGGAAGAUGAGGGCAGCGACCUUCCAUCCGCUCUUUGAAGGAGGCCUGUGUCAAACAUGCAAGGACGUGUACCUGGAGACAUCCUACAUGUACGACGAUGACGGCUACCAGUCCUACUGCACCGUCUGCUGCGGGGGGCGAGAGGUUCUGCUGUGCGGCAACGCCAACUGCUGCAGAUGUUUCUGCGUGGACUGUUUGGACAUCCUGGUGGAUCCAGGGGCAUCGAACAACGCACGCUUCCUCGACCCGUGGCGAUGCUACAUGUGUCAGCCGCUGCUUCAGUACGGCGUCCUCAAACGACGGCACGACUGGAGCGUCAAACUGCAAGAGUUCUUUGGGAACGACAAUGGCCAAGAGUUUGAAACACCAAGGAUUUACCCAGCAGUCCCUGCAGAGCAGAGGCGACCAGUCCGAGUCCUCUCCCUGUUUGACGGCAUCGCAACAGGCUACCUGGUCCUGAGAGAUCUGGGCUUCAAGGUGGACCAGUACGUGGCAUCCGAGGUGUGUGAGGACUCCAUCUCUGUCGGCGUUGUCCGACACGAAGGAAAGAUCCAAUACGUCCACGAUGUCCGAAACAUCACCAAGAAAAACAUCCUAGAAUGGGGACCAUUUGAUCUGGUCAUCGGGGGAAGUCCAUGCAAUGACUUGUCUAUUGUCAACCCAGCAAGGAAGGGCCUCUAUGAAGGUACAGGGAGGUUGUUCUUUGAGUUCUACCGUCUGCUGAGCGAGGCCAAGCCCAAAGAGGGAGAGAACCGACCUUUCUUCUGGAUGUUCGAGAAUGUGGUCGCCAUGGGUGUCAAUGACAAGAGGGACAUUUCUCGAUUCCUGGAGUGUAACCCUGUGAUGAUUGACGCUAUUGAGGUCUCUGCCGCCCACCGUGCUCGAUACUUUUGGGGGAACCUGCCGGGCAUGAACAGGUGGGCAAACAGCUCCAAAAAUGUAUACAUUUAUACAGUACAUAAUGGUACAUGUACAUGUGCGUUUGGCAGACCUCUGUGCGCUUCUGGGAUGGACAAGCUGGAGCUGCAGGACUGUCUGGAACAUGGCCGAGUGGCAAAGUUUGGAAAGGUGCGCACCAUCACCACACGCUCCAACUCCAUCAAACAAGGAAAGGAUCAGCACUUUCCUGUCCUGAUGAACGGCAAGGAGGACAUCUUGUGGUGCACGGAGCUGGAGAGGAUCUUCGGCUUCCCGGUCCACUACACAGACGUGUCCAACAUGGGUCGAGGUGCUCGGCAGAAACUCCUUGGCCGGUCCUGGAGCGUUCCUGUCAUCAGGCAUCUUUUUGCACCACUCAAAGACUUCUUUGCCUGCGAAUAGAUACCACCCAGCACAUACACACUGUCCAUCAUCAGGAAAUAGACACCACCCAGCACCAGAAUAUGCGCCAUCGGUCACCAGAAAAUACACAUCACGGAAUCUUAGCAAACAGCCGUCACCCAUGACAAGAGACACCACUUGUCACCAAGACAUAGACACCAUCCAUCACCAGCAAAGAGACAGUUGUUACCAGCAAAUAGACAUUAUCCAUUACUAUAAAAUAGCUGCUAUCACUGAAAAUACACAACACACAUUAGCAGCAAAUAGAUGCCACCUGUCACUAGGUAAUAGACUUACCUGCCACCAGGAAAUACCCACCCUGUCAUCAGUGAAUAAAUGCCACCCAUGACCAAGAAGUGCAACCUGUUGCCAGGAAAUAGACACCACUCAUCACCAGCAGAUAUGUAGACACAGCCUGUCACCAGAAAAUAGGCGCUAUCACCAGAAAUCAAACCCACCAGGAAAUAGAUGCAACUUGUCACCAGUAAAUAAACACCACCCAUGACCAGCAGAGACACAACCUUUUACCAGCAAAUAGCUGCUACCCAUUAUUUGAAAAUAGUUACUAGAAAAUAGUUUAUAUCACCAGGAAAUACACAACGCCUACACAAACAAAUACACCAACAAAUAGAUUCCACAUUUCACCAGGAAAUAAAAUUCACCUGCCACCAGGAAAAAGACACAAGCAGUCAGCAAAUAGGUGCCACCCAUUACCCACCCACCAGAAAACACACAACGUCCAUCUAUCCAUUUUCUAUACCUCUUGUACUCACUGGAGUCACGGGUAUGCUAGAGCCUAUCCCAGCUGACUUUGGGCAAGAGGCAGGUUACACCCUGGAAUAGUUGCCAGUCACAGACCCAUCACCAGUAAAUAAAUAACACCUGUCACCAAGAAAUAGACACCACCCAUUACUAGCAAAUAGUUGCUAUCACCAGUAAAUAGAUCCACCCAUUACCAGCAGAGCUAGGCAACCUGUUACCAGCAAAUAUUCACCACCAUCCACCAAUGGAAAUUAUACAUCACUCGACCUUAGUAAACAGGCACCAUCCAUGACAAGAGACUACAACCAUCACCAGCAGAGAGGCACUAGUUACCAGCAAAUAGACACCACCCAGUACUGGAAAAUAUUUGCUAUCACAAGGAAAUAGACAUCACCCAUCAAAUAGACACCACCCAAAACCAGGAAAUAAACACCAUCCAGAACCAGAAAAUAGAUACCUACCAAUAGCAGUAUAUUGUUACCAUUCAUCAACAGCAAAUAGACACUGCCGCCACCAGAAAAUUUACAUCACCGCCAAUCUUAGCAAACAGGCCCCACCCAUGACAAGAGACGCCACCUGUCAUCAGGAAAUAGUCAGCAUCCAUCACCAGCAGAGAGAGACUUUCUACGAGCAAGCAAACGCCAGCCAUUACUAGCAAAUAGUUGCUAUCGCCAAGAAAUAGACACCACCCAUCACCAGCAGAGAUAGACAACCUGUCACCAGUAAACAGAAGCAACCCAUAACCAGAAAAUAGACACCUACCAAUAGCAGCCAAUUGUCACCAUUCACCACGAGAGCCACCCGACAAGAGAUGCCACCUGUGACCAGGAAAUAGACACCAUCCAUCACCAUCAAAUAGACGCCAUACAUUACUAGAAAAUAGUUGCUCUUACUAGAAUAUACACAACACUCAUCACCAGCAAAUAAUGCCACCUGCCACCAGGAAAUAGACAGCACUCAUCACCAGCAGAUACUGUAGAAACAACCUGUCACCAGCAAAUAGGCGCUAUCACCUGAAAUCAGACUCACCACCGGCCAAUAGAUGGUGCAAAUAAACACCACCAGACACCAGGAAAAUACACACACUACCAAUACAAGACUGACCCCCCCCCCCCCCCCCCCCCCAUUACCGUAAAAAACAGCUUUUCCUUUUUAAGUUCCAUUGUUGUUCAGUUACGUGUUAGCGUCGUUAGUGUGUAUCGUUGUUUGUGUAGACCAAAGUUGACAGCUGCUACUUUGAGGAUUGAGUCCAAUUACGUUGUAGCGUUGCUGAUGACGACAUAGUGCGCCUCGUCAUUGAAUACUAAGAAUAUGGAAGGAAACUCAGUGGUGAGUUUUUCCCAAGAGAACAACUCAGUAGGAACCACUGACGGCAACACAAGCUUAGCAGACUGGAGGCUAGUGUUAGUUUUAUAUUGUACCAUUUUAUUGCUAAACAUACUUAGUGUUGUAUAGACCUGUUGGCUUUUUUAUGCUAUUGUUAGCAAUAUAGAAAUCUAAUGUGUUUGAGCGGCUGUCGUAAAGCUGCAUUACGUGCAAAUACUUGAACUAAAGCCAAAGCAAAAACAGACCAAAUUUGCCUUCUUUUCCGCCGAUGUGUUUUUAGGAAGUACUGUAGCCAACACCAGUUUGCUGUCAUGGCUAGAAAGCAGUGUGAAGUAGAAGAACUGUUUUUUGUUGAGUGGCCAAAAGACACAAAGGCAUAGGAAAAACUGCAAGAACACGCAAUUACUAUUAUUUCUGUGAACGAGCACUGACUACUUCUUGCUAUUGCCUAGUUUUGCCUGCUUUUAUACUUUACUACUUUUUUUAAACAUUCUUGCAGAUACUUCCUGUUCAUUCCAAACACGUUGACAUGUCUAGACAGUUGAAAGUGUUUUUUUUGGUUACAUUACCUCACAAGCGUGCAUCACUACGCUGUAAUGACACUGGAUGCUUGGCUUUUGUAAUCACUGGAAUUUGGUCGUGUACCAAGUGAGGACAACUACACUGACUUACUGUAAUUCUUUAAACGCACAAUCCUUAAUAGGCAGUUUUGUUCUAUGUUAAAGUCAUCUCUGGUGCUACAAAUCUUCCAACGGGAGCGUGACAACUCUCUUAAAGACCAAAAACCGUUUACAUGUUUCAUUCAUGCAAAAAAAAAAAAAGGAAUAGUUUGUCAUUUUGUACCCGUUUUGUAUUGACACAGUAUGUUGUUGCUUAUUUUAGCAAACUCUAGUACUGGUAAUCCCAUAGAGCGACCAGUGUCUUGUAGGUUUAACGGUUUUUUACUUUUUUAAUGUCUGUUUUAAUUUUAGCAAUAUAUUUGUUUGUUUACUUUUAAAUUUGUAGAACUUGAUUGCAAAAAAACGUAUUUUUUUCAGUACCUUUUUUGAUAAUUCCUCUGAACUUGUGGAACUAUGUGUAUUUUGAUAUAUUUCUAGAACUUGUUGGCAAUAAAGGGCAGCUUAGCUGAGUAAAAAACACACACUUGUGUUAUUAGUGAUACCCGGUCGCGGAGAACCUGUUGAGGAGACAAUAUGAAUUAAAACUCAAUGUCAGCCGGGUGUCCAACAUGCGGCCUGGGGGACAUUUGCUUUCUUUUGUAUUGAUCCACUGCACAUUGUAUAUACAAAUAAAAUAAAGUGGGACAUUUAAGAGAAUAAAGCUGUAAGUUUACGAGAAGAAAAGCCCUGAUAUUACGGGAAUAAAGUCGUAUAUUUCAGAGAAUAAAGUCGUACAUUUAUUAGAAAAAAAAGCCAUAAUAUCACGAGAACAAAGUCAUAAAUUUACAAGAAUAAAGUCCUAAACUUGCAAGCAUAAAGUUGUAAAUUUAUGAGAAAAAGUUGUGAAUUUAGGAGAAAAAAGCUGUAAUAUUGCAAGAAUAAAGUCGUAAAUUUACAAGAAUAAAGUUGUAAAUUUAUGAGAAAAAGUUGUGAAUUUAAGAGAAGAACGCCCUAAUAUUACAAAAUAAAGUUGUAAAUUUACAAGAAUAAAGGUGUAAAUUAAUGAGAAAAAAGUCAUACAUUCAUGAGAAAAAAAGUAAUAUUAUGACAAAAGGUAUAAAUUUACAAGAAUAAAGUCGUACAUUUAUGAGAAAAAAGUCGUAAAUGUACGACUUUAUUCUUGUAAAUUUCUAUUUAGAAAAAACGCUGUAACAUUACAAGAAUAGAGCUGUACAUUUACGAGAAUAAAGACGCACAUUUACAAGAAAAAAGCAGUAAUAUUACGAGAAUGAAGUCGUAAAUUUACGAGAAAGAGAGUUGUAAAUUGACCUGAAAAAAUCAUAAAUUUACAAGAAUAAAGGCGUAAAUUCAUAAGAAAAAAGUUUGAAGUAUCAAAAAAAAGUCAUAAAUUUACAAGAAUAAAAUUGUAAAUGUACAAGAAAAAAAAUUAUUCUCAUAAUAGAACAAGUUUUUUUUUUUUUUAUAAAAUUACGACAAUAAAGUCGUAAAUGUACAAAAUCUCAGAUUAUUUUAAUACUGCGUAAGAGCCAUUGCAUGAGAUAGCUGUGAAAAGGGGGAACUUCUGUGACCUUUGGUAAUGGGCAAAGGUGAUAUUACGACUUUUUUCCUCGUAAAUUUACAACUUUAUUCUCGUAAAUUUACAACUGAAUUCUCAAAAUCUGAUUAUUUUUUUUUCAAUGUGGGCCUAAUACUCCGUGGUAAAAUACAGCAAAAAGGCACAACGAAAACAGAAAAAGAUGAAAUGCUGACACCACUCAUGUCCUUUGGAUUUUUGCCCCUAAACCACUCCUGUGUCCAAUGACUUAUUCCCUGUAAACAAUAUAACAGUACAUAAAUUUACCACUGUCAAAAAUGUAACAAUAUACUGUAUGUACAAAAAAAAAGUUUGCGCAAAAAAACACGUCACUCUCAUCACGCAAGUAUCUAGAUACUGAAACUACUGUAGUUUUGCCUCGGUUUGCUUACAAUGUGGCGCGUGUCUUGUGGUGUUAUUA